GUUUGACCUGCGCCUUCGAUUCCGAAAAGAAACAUACAACAAUUGUCGCAAAUCCUCUCUCCGCGAUCGAACACGUUGAGCCCGACUCUUAUUCUCGCGCAAAUAUUCUCCUCGAGACCACCUUCAACCCAGUACACCCACAGCACCCUUCCCAGCCGCCGCCAUGCCUCAAGCACAACCAGAACUCAGGAAGUACAUGGAAAAGCGCCUGUUUGUCCAACUCAACGCCAAUCGAAAAGUCAUUGGUAUCCUGAGAGGUUACGAUGUCUUUCUCAAUAUAGUCUUGGACGACGCCGUCGAAGAGAAGCCAGGCGGUGAACGCGAACGUCUAGGAAUGGUAGUCAUCCGUGGAAACAGCGUUGUUAUGCUCGAAGCCCUGGAGCGCAUGGGCGAUGACCGACGAUGAUCACCAAACGAAUCCUUCAAAGUAUCAAAAUUGACGGCGCAUUGGAAUUACCACGAUAAAUGUUGAUUGGCAUGGACGCGAGGCGCAGGCUCAAAAAAUCAUGUUCUCCUAAAGAUUCAUGAAAAUCGGGUACAAGGCUCUGGGCUUUUCCAAAAGAUGUGUUUGGUUUGAAUGCAUUACGAAUGCUACACUGUUAUACAAAACAUGCUAUCUGGGUAUCGACGGCGAACAAGCCUCUAUGGUGGAAAGUCUAAGAUUUCGGGUUGCGUCCGGGAGUGAAGUGUUGAUGACAAUGCGCAAUUUUCGCUGCAAACGAAUACUCGAGUUGUGAUCGAAUCGACACCCUUUGCCACCGAUUAGUCCUUCGGAGGAGGCUUCAAUUUGAGCACGACACGACCAGGCGCAGCACUCUGUGGUCGCGCUGCUGGUUGUUUUGGCGACGGCUGUGGCGGGGGAGGAGUGGGUGUGGGACGAGACGACUGCGAACCCAUCUUGAACGUCAAUUUCAAGCCUCCACUGCCACCAACACUGGGUCGAGAAGACAUCUCUGGACGAGCCACCGGCGGAGGAGGAGGAGGAGGUUGCCAUUUCGGUACGGCCUUCGCCCUGACUUUUUGAGUAGGCACGAAUCUGAGCUUGCCCUAAACAACACCGCGUUAGCUGAGAUUUAAAUCCAGAGUAAAAAGGAUAUUUUACCUUCC
Messenger RNA from Exophiala oligosperma, 1107 nucleotides. RefSeq lists its product as uncharacterized. Gene Ontology annotation, biological process: mRNA splicing, via spliceosome; spliceosomal snRNP assembly. The transcript has 3 exons. The coding region runs from base 164 to 406 and encodes 80 amino acids. Gene Ontology annotation, molecular function: RNA binding. Gene Ontology annotation, cellular component: spliceosomal tri-snRNP complex; U2-type prespliceosome; P granule. The record is from RefSeq and is a predicted model, not a curated record. Lineage: Eukaryota; Fungi; Ascomycota; Eurotiomycetes; Chaetothyriales; Herpotrichiellaceae.